AUGUCCCAGGCUGCGUUUCCUAGCACUACGAGCGGGGAUCACCAGUUGGCGCAUGGUAACUCGGACCCACUUGACCCAAGACUACAUUCAUUGCUACGGUAG
Pyricularia grisea is the source of this 102-nucleotide messenger RNA. RefSeq lists its product as uncharacterized. Bases 1 to 102 code for a protein of 33 amino acids. NCBI's taxonomy places the organism in Eukaryota, Fungi, Ascomycota, Sordariomycetes, Magnaporthales, Pyriculariaceae. The record is from RefSeq and is a predicted model, not a curated record. The transcript has a single exon.